AAUAGAUCACCGGCUCUGGCAGACGGUAAUUGCACUGCACAUAUCUUAUAACGUACAUCUAUACAUGUUUUUUAAGACAUUCCUGACCCGUAUAGCGGUAAUUACGGCUUCAGCUAUUAAAAAUAUCAUCUGUGAAUAACAUUUGAGGAUUUAUACUGAUGAUUCUUGUACUGAUAGUACUGACUUUUCUAGAGUUCCCCAUUUGAAAUACAAAUUAUAAUUAAGUUUCCAGUUAUCUUGGAUGGAAAGCAAUUUUAUUUCGAUUGCAUUAUUGGGAAUAAAGAUCUUACAUUAUGUCUGAGUUUUAUAAGACGGAGACGCAUAACAUUAUUUUGAUACACCAUUUAAUAAAGAAGGAAAUAAACAGUUGUUAAAUAUAUCAACAGGAAUAUUGAAAUUUGGGCAAUAAUGCAGAUUUUACCAUGGGACGGUCCAAUAUAUUAUCAGUGCAAUGGAAUUUGUAUUCUCUGGAUAGGCACCAAAGGCAAUAACAGUAUCGCAAACAAACUAUAAGCAUGAUAUUUGUAAGACUUCACUUACAAGAAUAAGUACCAGUGCGCACAAAACAUUAUGAAUGUCAAUCUGCCUUGGCAUGAAGAAUCACUCAUGGGUUCCUUGUGAGACGGGUACGUCAGAAGUCCCGCGAGAUUCGCUAAGACGGAUAGCUGGGAGCGAGAUUUACCUGGUAACGAAUACAUGUCUUCUUACCUGACAGGCCAAAAGCUUUGGCAUUGUUUUCUCGAGGGAAACAAUUCCCCAUGUAUGCUUUGAGUAUUCGCCUUUAUACCUUGGCUCUGUAAUCGCAUACAGGAACACUUAAGCGGUAUCGCUUGCUCGCUUUGGCAACACUCGCACAGAGACCGGUGGUUAUCUUCAUCUUUGAAAUUUCGCCUUCCUGAAAUAUAGCACCUGCUUAGGUUGAUUGUUUGUUUACAAAUACAAAUCAACACCGGGGAUCGUUCUUGGUCAAAUUUUACUACGCAUUCGGUUUAAAUAAACAAUUUUAAACAUUGUGGUUUGGAAUUAGUGCUGUAAUCAAAAAGGAAUUAAAAUGGCAACUGCAACCACUGUGAACAUGCAACGACAGUCGAUCAACCAGCCCUGGGGCAUGAAGAUCUGUGGGGGUCGGGACUUCCGGAUGCAGCUUCAGGUGAAAAAGGUGGAUGCCAACUCACCAGCGGCUGGGUUCGUAAACAAUGGUGACGCCAUCAUCGCCAUCGGGGGAACCAGCGCAGAGUCCCUUACGCACAUGCAGGCGCAUCAGCUGAUCAAGAGCGCCGGAAACCACCUGCAACUCACCGUUUUACAGGGACAUUUUAAGGACAUUCAGGGCUUGAAACCAAAGGGACCCGUUAAGUUCUCACCCUGGAGGAGCAAGCAACAAUAGACACAGCGCCUCGCCACAAGGACCCCAGUCUCGUGGUUGGAACUUUUAAUCAUUCACUAUAGACACGUUAUUUCUGCGUGCUUCGAAGAAUGUGCCAUAAAUACGAACGUUGUUAAGUUUGUUCUUGUCGCCGUAGCAUGAUAUAUCAGUCUAUAUAGUGUAGGCUAUUAUAUUGUAAGUUUUCGAUGAAUGUUUUUUUGCGUUUUGGGAGUCUACGAUUAAGUAUGAAUUUAAGAACGUUUGCUUUUAAUUGGGCUGAACUAUUGUAAGCCAUUGGAGGUCUUUAAGGUGGAUUUUAGACGACGCGGAUGCGAUUCUUUCUGUGAAAACAGGGCUAAAUGCAUAUGAGCACGUGCAGUCCUAUAAGGGACUCGUCUGGGACUACACUUUAUGAGCACGUGCAGUCCUAUAAGGAACUCAUCUGGGACUACACUUUAUGCGCAUUAAGCCCAGUUAUCACAGAAUACGACUCAAACAGGAAUGGUAUACACGUGCAUGGUUGUUUAAGCGGCGCAGUGUGGUUCGUUAUGUUUAGGUCCUUCUUUUAAUGUGUAUGAUAUUGUUUGUCCACAAUAUUACUCGUGGAAACUAUUAUAGUUUUUGAUUGCGUUCUUAAAAAUCUGUACGAGUGUUGAAGUGAAUUGAGUUUUAUUUGUUUUGCGAGCAUAUAAUCACAUUCCCUUGCGUUUGAUUGGGUAAUUUACACCCUGCAAAUAUAGCUUGCAGUUGAAUAUACAAAUGCGUCAAUGGAAAUUGGCCACCAAAUUCUUACCUGGCAACUAUAUAACACAAGAUCUCGCCGAAUAACGCUUGGCGGCAAUCCAAGACAGUAUUUCUUGAUUCUUACUUUCGCCAUAAGAAAUGUGUUUUGCUCAUAUCAUUUAAACGGAGAAACCCAAAACAUAUUUAAUCCGGCAAAAGUCACAAACUGACAACGAAGCCGCGUUAAAAAAGUUGUUUUCCAACAAAGAGAUUUUUUACUUGCGUUGUCACAUUUUAUAUCAAUGUUUAAUAUGUGUAUACAUACAUGUAACUAUGAUUUCGAGAAGAAAUAUAAUGUUAUGCGGUUGAAAUGUUCAUGAAGUUUCUUCCAUGCCAGGUAAUUGCUUUCAGUGAUAUAUAAAACAUGCUAGUAUACAAAGGUACAAAGAAUUAUACAUAAACUACUAUACCUGCUACAAAUUCGAUAGUUUCGAGCUCAAUAGUUUUAGCAUAUAAUUUGUUUAGCCAAAAUCUCCAAUUGUUCAUGUGGGACUGUAAAUUUUGUAAACCACUCCGUUGAUUGUUAUGAAUUUAGUAUACUGUACUUCAAGAAACAUAACCCGAGUUUUUGGCCUGACUGUUUUGCUCUUCUAUAAUAACUUAUUUGCUCAUAAUAGCAUGCACGUAACGUGUUAUAGUUAUGAUUUUUUUAAAAUAUCGUACAUCAUAUAUUUAUUUAAAAAAAAACAUGUUUUGUGCCAGUCUUUGUUUGCCGUGUAUAUAUACAUACCUAAUCAACGUCCGUCCAAGGGUGAACAUAAUUAUUCUCUACUCUUUUUUGGUAUCGUCGUCUUGGUUUAUAUUUUAAUUAUAUAUUGCGUUAAGUAGUACGUUUCAUAGACGUUUCUUUUUUAUGGCCUUUAUGGCCUAUAAGACAUAAAACUGCUCUAUUGUUGGACACUAUUCUCUGCUUUACCGGGUAUAUGUGUUUUUUUAUAUGUGCCAGCCUAUUGUCAACGGUACACUUAAGCUAUUAUCAUUUUCAGUGAAUGUACCUUAUCAAGAAUCGUGCUCUUGUCGUCUUAAUUAAUCACGUGUUUUUUCAUGCAAAUUGAUAAAAUCACUAACACGCCAUAUAUUUUAACCACAUUUGGCUUCUUUAAUUAUUUGUCUUGCUUGUGGACUGUUGUUUGUUGACAUAUUUGAAUAUGAUACAUAAUAAAACAUAUUUUUGAA
Dreissena polymorpha is the source of this 3325-nucleotide messenger RNA. RefSeq names its product PDZ and LIM domain protein 4-like. NCBI's taxonomy places the organism in Eukaryota, Metazoa, Mollusca, Bivalvia, Myida, Dreissenidae. Gene Ontology annotation, molecular function: muscle alpha-actinin binding; actin binding. The record is from RefSeq and is a predicted model, not a curated record. The transcript is spliced from 3 exons. Gene Ontology annotation, cellular component: Z disc; stress fiber; adherens junction. Gene Ontology annotation, biological process: muscle structure development; actin cytoskeleton organization. The coding region runs from base 1052 to 1387 and encodes 111 amino acids.